This is a messenger RNA of Chenopodium quinoa (quinoa), 882 nucleotides long. RefSeq lists its product as uncharacterized. The coding region runs from base 1 to 882 and encodes 293 amino acids. NCBI's taxonomy places the organism in Eukaryota, Viridiplantae, Streptophyta, Magnoliopsida, Caryophyllales, Amaranthaceae. Gene Ontology annotation, molecular function: RNA-DNA hybrid ribonuclease activity; nucleic acid binding. The record is from RefSeq and is a predicted model, not a curated record. The transcript has a single exon.
AUGCCUCUUUUAGCUACCUUAUAUUCGAGAGGUGUUCCGGUCAAUCCCAUUUGUGUUUUCUAUAGGGAAGCUCCUGAAUCGACUUCUCAUCUUUUUCGGGAUUGUUCGUUUGUUCGACACCUUCUUACCUGCAGUUUCCCAUCCUGGGAUGGCACUUCCUUAUCUGGGCGGCCUUUUGAAUUAUGGUUCUCGGAUUUGAUUACAGAGUUCAGACUUCUUAAGCAGUGGAGGGGUUUACGCUCUUUCUUAUGCCUCUUAUGGGCUAUUUGGUUGUCGCGGAAUCAAUUCAUCUUUAGGCAUGCGCUUUAUUCUCCUACCACCAUCUUUGCUAUAGCAGAUGAGUGGGUUUCUCGUGGCGAUCAGGCUGGUCUGUUUUCUAUUCAGUUGUUUUCUGAUCAUCAAGGUCGGGUUCACUCUAUCGUGCCUCGUUCUAUUACUUGUCUUCGAGGUAUUUCGACUGACUCUAUACAGGUUUGCCUGAUUUUGGAUGGAGCAUGGACUGUUGCGGAUUGUUCGGCGGGAGCAGGAUGGAUUUUCCGUAGAAUGGAUUCAGAUGAGAUUUUAGGAGGUGGUUCAAGGGCUUGUCGUGUUGCGUCCGCUCUCCAGGCUGAGCUUCAGGCUUGUUUAUGGGGCAUUCAGGCAUCUAUUCACAGAGGGUUUCAUAGUCUUUUUAUUUACACGGAUAGUGCAGUUAUGGUUUCACUACUUCAUCAUGAUCGUCCAGUUGAUGUUUCUUGUUUAUGGCUGCUGAGUGACGUUCGUCGGCUUCUUGAGGGUCUUUCGGUUUGUAGGAUAUCUAAAGUGCCUCGGGACUGGGUUACACCAUCCCAUUGGCUAGCCAGACGGGCUUGCGAGCGUAGGAUUCUAUUUUGGUCCUUUUGA